ACCCUCCUAAAAUCUGGACGCAAAACACAUUUGCAGCGAACGAUAAUGUCGAGGUGGUGGGGCGCCGCCGCCGGCCGCCUGAGAACGGCGGUAUCGAACCCUAGGUCAUUGUAUCUCUCAUCAUCACCUCCAGCUGCUGCGUACCACACGAUCCAAGCCAUUUCUAGAGAGUUCACCGGAAGCAAAGUCUCCGCUAGAGACAGAGCUCAAGGUCGAAUCCCGGCCGUCGUGUUUGCCCAACAACUCCUUACCGGCGGCAAUAUCAAUGGAAGAUCGGUGUCCAGGAAGCGUCUCCUGACCACUGAGAGGAAGCAGAUUCAGGCCAUACUCAAGUCCGUAGAACCGGAGUUCAUUUGCUCUACGACGUUUCCGCUCCAGAUCCGUGCCGGGUCCGGAUCCUCGGUUCUCCUUGAAUCUGGUACAGUACUUCCUCUCAAGAUUCAUAGGGAUGAAGCAACAGGGAAGGUUUUGAACCUAGUGUUUGCUUGGGCUGAUGAGGGCUCGGAGUUGAAGGUUGAUGUGCCCCUUGUUUUCAAAGGAGAAGACGUCUGUCCUGGUCUCAAGAAAGGGGGCUACCUGAACAGGAUAAGGCCUAGUUUGAAAUUCCUUUGCCCGGCCGAGCACAUCCCUUCAAAAAUUGAGGUAGAUGUGAGCAACCUAGAUAUUGGGGAUCGAAUACUCAUGCAUGAUGUGGAGGUUCACCCUUCAUUAAAGCUUUUAAGCAAGAACGAGACGAUGCCGGUUUGUAAGAUUGUGGCAGCAAAGUUAGAGAGAGCAGAAUCUGGAGGUAUAGAACACUGAAGUAGACAGUACGGGGCAUUUGGAAUUCACAUUGGCUCAACACAAGGGCAAGCGGUCAGAGAAUAAGUUUUGCUUGCUGUUAGGGUGGUAGCUGAAUUUGUGCUUGUAGAAACCCAUGUGGAUAACACAUUCUGAAUUGUUCUGGAAAAUUUGUUUUUACUGUUUCUUCUAAUUCAACUGUUUCUUUCCUCUUCA
Messenger RNA from Vitis vinifera (wine grape), 996 nucleotides. RefSeq lists its product as uncharacterized. Gene Ontology annotation, biological process: translation. Gene Ontology annotation, molecular function: 5S rRNA binding; structural constituent of ribosome. Bases 46 to 801 code for a protein of 251 amino acids. Gene Ontology annotation, cellular component: ribosome; cytosolic large ribosomal subunit. The transcript is spliced from 3 exons. NCBI's taxonomy places the organism in Eukaryota, Viridiplantae, Streptophyta, Magnoliopsida, Vitales, Vitaceae. The record is from RefSeq and is a predicted model, not a curated record.